AUGAAGAACUCAACUUUCUUUAAGUACUUAGUUCAACUUGGAGAAGAAGGGUUCUCUGAGCAAGACCCUGAUAGAACACAGCUCACUGCAAAGCAGCGUCAUGCCAACCAAGUCAUCAUACAGAGCACUGAAGUUUUGGAGAAACUAAAAAUCAUUUGCAUGGAAGCCAAACCCAAGAGUAUUGCAACAGAGUUUAGGCCAUUGCAUAAGGUUAAGUUGCCGUCUUUAUCACAACCAGAAUUUGAAGGAAUCGAUGGAGAAGGGGCCCCCUUUUGGGAUGUUUUCGAGUCUAACGUUCACUCUCGUCCAGACUUGAGAGCUGUUGACAAAUUUAAUUACCUGAAGGGAUGUUUGAAGGGUGAAGCUCUAGCGCUGAUUAAAAAUAUCCUUGUCACGAAUGAAAACUAUUUAGAUGCCAUUGACAUGUUGAAGAAAACUUAUGCGGAUCCAGAGAAAAUAACCUCAUCUCUAAUUUGUCAAGUAGCAGGCCUGCCUAAACCUUCUGCAGAUCUGGAUUCACUACGUGGCUUUCGGGCUAAACUUGAACAAUUUGUUAGAGGCAUAGAAAGAAACAAACCUAAUUCGGAUCACUAUAUUAGAGAGGGGCUAGGAAAGAUAACCCUGACCUUGUCUUCUUUGGAUUUUGAACCCAGGGAUAAGAACAAGGAUUACUCCCAUAGAAAACCCAAGCAUAACCAAAGUUCUAAUAGACCAGGUAAUCAGACCAAAACUCAGGUUAGUUCUUACACCCCUAAGAAACAUGAUGUUACGAAUCUGAGUAUUUCUGUCACUCCAGGUCAGCCUAUUAAGACGGCUAGAACUCAAAGUGGUGUAUUCUGUGAUAGACCAGAACAUAAAGCCUACCAGUGUGACAUUUACAAGACCACGCAAGAACGCAUUUCAAGACUUACCGCACAAAAUCGUUGCGUGAAAUGCACUUCAUCUAACCAUGAGACAACAGAUUGUCUUGUAAAGUUCCACAAAUGUCUGUCAUGUAAAACUGGACUACACCAUUCAGCAUUGUGCCCUGAUUCCUCAACUGAAGUCUCUGCUGUGAACUAUUGUGGAGACAAUAACAGUGACAAAGACUUAAAGUCACAAACAAGUGGAAUUCUCCCUACCGCCUUAAUGAAAGUGGUGUGUCCGCCCUCAGGCAACACCAAGGAACUCAGAUCACUGUUUGAUUCUGGGGCGCAACGCACCUUCAUCACACAAGAGGGAUUGGAAGAGUGUAAACUUGUAUGA
Molecule: messenger RNA, 1245 nt
Organism: Macrobrachium nipponense
Lineage: Eukaryota; Metazoa; Arthropoda; Malacostraca; Decapoda; Palaemonidae
Exons: 2
Coding region: 1-1245 (414 amino acids)
Source: RefSeq, a predicted model, not a curated record